Molecule: messenger RNA, 853 nt
Organism: Trichobilharzia regenti
Lineage: Eukaryota; Metazoa; Platyhelminthes; Trematoda; Strigeidida; Schistosomatidae
Source: the annotation of a GenBank genome assembly
GGCAUAAGUAGCACUGCUUGGUUGUGUCCAUCAUAUUUUUGUCAACCACUAAUACUUUGAGUCAUAGAAUCACUUUCAAAUUGUUUUCGGUGCCUAUUGGGAUAUAAGUCAUGGUGUCACAUUCAUAACUAAGUAGUCUAUUUUUAAUUUGCUAAGCAUGUCAAAAUAUGUUGAAUUGUCAUUAAUUUUAUCAUUAUUGUUACUAUUAUUACCAUUCAUUUAAGGGAUUCCUAACUGCUAUGAGGCAAGAAGUGGCCAGAGCGAAUAAAUACGCAUUGGAUGAUGUAGUCUUAACAAAUGAUGUAACAAAAUUAAUGCGUGAAGAAUUAACCAAAGGUCCGUCUGAAGGUGUUUACAUUCAUGGUUUGAGUCUAGACGGAGCUGGUUGGGAUCGUAAACAGGCGAGAUUGAUGGAACCUCCACCGAAGCUGCUGUACACACCACUUCCAGUUGUUCAUGUAUCUGCAUACUCUCAGUCAAUUGGUGAGAAAAGUAAACCAGGAAUAUUUUAUUCCUGUCCAGUAUAUAAGAAACCUAAACGUACAGACUUGAAUUAUAUAUUUCCUUUAAUGCUACGUAGCGCAGUAGAUGCAGACCAUUGGAUUCUACGUGGAGUUGCAUUAUUGUGUGAUGUUAAAUAGAUAAAUUUUUCAUUUUACUUCUAUGCGAACAGACACCGAUUAUAAACAAUUAACACUCUCAAAUAUUUCGUUGGUAUAGGAUGUUUCUGAUUUUAUUAUGUAACAUUGCAUUCUUCCGAGUUGUAUUUGGAAUAAAAAUUUAUGAAGUACGUAAAUUGACCUCAUUAUGAGGUUUUCUCUCCUGGACCACACUUUCAAAUAAACUAUUACUU